GACCUGUGUCUGGGGGCUUUGCUGUUGUUCCUAGCCGGACUUCAGCAGGCAGAGGCGGCCGCAGCCGGCGCUGCCGCAGCAGGAGAGAUGACCAACCUGAACUGGAAGCCGUUCAUCUACGGCGGGAUGGCCUCGAUUGUCGCAGAAUUCGGCACAUUCCCCAUCGAUCUGACAAAGACGCGACUCCAGGUGCAGGGUCAGUCCCAGUACACGGAAGUGCGCUACAGGGGAAUGUUCCACGCCCUGUUCAGGAUCGGCAAAGAGGAGGGCAUCCGGGCACUCUACUCGGGGAUCUCACCUGCGCUCUUGAGACAAGCAUCUUACGGGACCAUCAAGAUUGGAACUUAUAACUCCCUGAAGAGGCUUUUUGUCAGUCGCCCGGAAGAUGAGACCAUGGUCAUCAACGUUUUCUGUGGCGUCGUUUCUGGCGUACUGUCAUCCUCUUUGGCAAAUCCCACAGAUGUCCUUAAGAUCCGAAUGCAGGCACAGGGCAGUCUGCUUCAAGGCAGCAUGAUGUCCAACUUCAUCAACAUCUACCAGACAGAGGGGACCAAAGGCCUGUGGAGAGGUGUCAUCCCCACGGCGCAGCGAGCUGCCAUUGUCGUCGGCGUGGAACUUCCCGUCUACGAUAUCACAAAGAAGCACCUCCUCCGAUCCGGUGUUAUGGGUGACACCAUUUUGACGCAUUUCAUUUCAAGUUUCACAUGCGGCCUGGCAGGAGCACUGGCAUCCAACCCAGUGGAUGUGGUGCGUACGCGCAUGAUGAACCAGCGGGUGAUUUCAGGGUCACCCAUGUACAAAGGCACGUUGGAUGGCUUGAUGCAGACGUGGAGGAACGAAGGUUUCUUCGCGCUCUAUAAAGGGUUCUGGCCCAACUGGCUGCGGCUGGGGCCUUGGAACAUUAUUUUCUUCAUCACCUUUGAGCAGCUAAAGAAGCUCCCGUUGUAA
Molecule: messenger RNA, 948 nt
Organism: Nerophis lumbriciformis (worm pipefish)
Lineage: Eukaryota; Metazoa; Chordata; Actinopteri; Syngnathiformes; Syngnathidae
Source: RefSeq, a predicted model, not a curated record